This is a messenger RNA of Geosmithia morbida, 1623 nucleotides long. RefSeq names its product serine/threonine-protein kinase CHEK1. Gene Ontology annotation, biological process: mitotic G2 DNA damage checkpoint signaling; protein phosphorylation. Gene Ontology annotation, cellular component: cytoplasm; nucleus; site of double-strand break. NCBI's taxonomy places the organism in Eukaryota, Fungi, Ascomycota, Sordariomycetes, Hypocreales, Bionectriaceae. Gene Ontology annotation, molecular function: protein kinase activity; ATP binding. The transcript has 2 exons. Bases 1 to 1623 code for a protein of 540 amino acids. The record is from RefSeq and is a predicted model, not a curated record.
AUGCGACCUCUGUUCCAGUCGCAACUUGCCCCUCUCCCUCAGGACCUUCCCUUCCGAAUCGUCUCCAAAACGGUAGGAAGGGGCGCAUAUGCAUCUAUAAAAAAGGCCGUACCGCUGGACGCCCCUACACCCGUCUUCGCCGUCAAACUGAUUCACAAGGGCUACGCUCUCAAGAAUGGCCGCCUCUCGUCCAAGCAGCUGGCCAUGGAGGUCUCCCUCCACUCUCACAUCGGCCAACACCCCAACGUGAUAGAGUGGUUCGCCUCGGGUGAGGACGCCACGUGGCGCUGGAUAGCCAUGGAGUUCGCUGAAGGAGGAGACCUGUUUGACAAGAUCGAGGCCGACGUCGGCGUGCGCGAGGACGUCGCCCAGGUCUACCUCUGCCAGCUCAUCGGCGCCGUCAGCUUCAUCCACUCCAAGGGCGUCGCUCACCGCGACCUCAAGCCUGAGAACAUCCUCAUGUCGCAGGACGGGGCGCUCAAGCUUGCCGACUUCGGAAUGUCCACCAUGUUCGAGUACAAGGGCCAGCGCAAGAUGAGCAGCACCAUGUGCGGCAGCCCACCCUACAUUGCUCCCGAGAUUCUGGCCUGCGGUCGUGUCGACAAGACUUCCUCCAGCGCCCCUACAAAGUACUCGCCCGACCUCGCCGACAUUUGGUCCUGCGGCGUCAUCCUCUUCGUCCUGCUGGUCGGAAACACACCUUGGGAUGAGCCCUCGCCUGAUAGCUGGGAGUUCAGCGAAUACGUCCGCACCGGUGGCAAGAGCUCCGACGCCCUAUGGAAGAACAUCCCCCAGGAGGCCCUCUCACUCGUACGCGGCAUGAUGAACGUUGACCCUCAGAAGCGCUUCAAUUUCAACAAGAUACGGCAGCACCCCUGGUACACAAGACGCAACCCCUUCCUGACGUCCGAGGGCAAGGUCUCGGACCCCCUCAACCUCGCCACCAGAAUGCUCGAAAACCUCCACAUCGACUUCUCCCAGCAGCCCAACUCGCAACGCGACCCGGCCACGGACGAUAUGGAUCUCGACACAGGCCUCAACGCCGGCCGCUUCUCCUCGACCCAGCCCGAGGCUCCCAUAACGCCCAUCACAGACAUCGACUGGGACUGGGAACGCCCGACUCUGCGGGCUGCUGCCGCCCCGGCCUCGUCAGUGCCCGCGCAAGGACAAGGCGUGGGCCGCGUGCUCCCCAGCUUCCUGGCCGAUGAGCCGUCCAUGUCACAGUUUUCGCUCAACCCAGGCCCCUCGAUGACGAUGACCCAGCACGCACGUCGCUUCGCAGACAUCUGCCCCCAAGAAUCCCUGACACGCUUCUUCUCCCACGUCCCCCCGGCACACCUCGUCCAGAUGCUCGGCGACGCCCUCCACCACCUCAACGUGCCUCUUGCGCCCGUCACGCCCAACCUCUACAGCAGCGAUGUUGCCACCAUCAGGGUCAAGACGCUAGAUGGGCGGCAGCAGAACUUGCACGGUGAGGUCAAGGUCCAUAAACACAACCUGGUCGACGGCGAGGUGCUCGACGUGACCUUUGUAAAAAUCAAGGGUGAUCCGCUCGAGUGGCGACGCUUCUUCAAGAAGGUCGUGGUGCUCUGCAAAGACGGCGUGUAUGUCCCAGAAGCUUAG